Messenger RNA from Daucus carota subsp. sativus, 2358 nucleotides. Its product is annotated as inactive TPR repeat-containing thioredoxin TTL3. The coding region runs from base 319 to 2088 and encodes 589 amino acids. Gene Ontology annotation, molecular function: protein binding. The record is from RefSeq and is a predicted model, not a curated record. Lineage: Eukaryota; Viridiplantae; Streptophyta; Magnoliopsida; Apiales; Apiaceae. Gene Ontology annotation, cellular component: cytoplasm. The transcript is spliced from 6 exons.
UCGCGAAGAAGAUACGAUGACAAAACCCAACAAAGAUUUAUUUGACUUGUCAAAUUAUAGUUACUGCUGCCUUCUAAUAAUAACCAAUAAUAUCUCCUUAACCCAAUCAAUCAAAUGACUCGUUUCUUACAUCAUCGUAUACUUUCAUGAUACAUACAUUAUACUCUGUGUAUAUAUAUCACGAGAUCUCCGUUCUCAUCCUCUUUCUUUGCUCCUUCAUCUCUUACAUCUGCUCUACUUUAUAUACACACACAGAGACACAUUACUUACACAAAGGUUGUUUGUUUUGUUUUGUUUUGUUUUUGUUUUUUAUUUGUAAUGAUGCCACAUUCUGGGAAGUCAUUAGAUGAAAUGGAGACACAAGACAAGCCUGAUUUUAAGAAACUUGAUCUCAAUUCGGACACGAACAUAAAGAAGGGGGUGAGUGUUUGUCCGAAGAUUCCGGUUGUGAAUGUGGCGAACAGGAAUCAUUCCGGGGAGCUGGGGAAGACCCGAUCCGGGGUGAUGGGUCAUCGGAGAUCCAGUUCGACCGGGGCGCCGCUAAUUUAUUCGGGUCGGACUCCGAGUUCGAGUAAUACGAGUACGAGUAGUAGUAGCAUGAGUACUAAUGGGAGUGGGAGUGGAGGGGGGAAUGGAGGGGGGAAUUUGAUGAGUAGUGUGAGUUCGGGGGCUUCGGGGAAUGGGAAUUUGUAUCCGAGUGGGAAUAUUUGUCCGUCCGGGAAGAUAUUGAAGUCGAAUAUGAUUAAUCGGGGGAGUAAUCGGAGUGAGAAGUUGGGGUCGGGGAGUGUGAAUUAUGGUCAUGGGAAUAUAAUCAAGGGAGGGGGGAAUGCGCGGUGUGGAGAGGAUAAUGUGGGGAAGAGGGGUGUGGUUGGGUUUGAUGCGGAGGAGGUGAAGAAUCAGGGGAAUGAGUUGUAUAAGAAAGGGAAGUUUGGGGAGGCGUUGGUGUUGUAUGAUAAGGCGAUUGGGAUGGCUCCGGAGAAUGCUGCUUAUAGGAGUAAUAAGGCGGCUGCAUUGACUAUGUUGGGGAGGUUGGGGGAGGCUGUGGUGGAGUGUGAGGAGGCUGUGAGGUUAGAUUCGGGGUAUGGGAGGGCGCAUCAGCGCUUGGCCUCUCUUUUCCUCAGGUUAGGACAAGUUGAAAAUGCUAAGGAUCACCUUUGUUUGCAAGGGCAGCCUCCUGAUACAACUGAAUUGCAGAAGUUGCAGUUGUUGGAAAAGCAUAUCAGUCGAUGCGUAGAUGCUCGAAAGGUAGGUGACUGGAAGGGAGUACUGCAGGAAUGUGAUGCAAUAAUGGUAGCUGGAGCUGUGUCUUCACCCCAGAUAAUUGCUUGUAAAGCGGAGGCAUUCUUGAAGCUUCACCAAUAUGAAGAUGCCGACUCUAGCUUAUCCAACCUUUCAAAGCUAGAACCCUACCCUACUUCAUGUUCCCAAAAUAGAUUUUUUGGGAUUCUUUUAGAAGCUUAUGUUUUGUUUGUCCGAGCGAAGGUGGAUAUCGCAUUUGGAAGGUUUGAAAAUGCAGCUGCUGCAGCAGAGAAGGCCGUUAAAAUUGAUUUCAAUAACAUGGAAGUUGCAAUGUUGCUGAACAGCGUGAAGCUGGUAACUAGGGCUCGUUCCCAGGGUAGAGAUCUUUUCGGUGCUGGAAAAUUCACAGAAGCAUGUGCAGCAUACGGGGAAGGCCUGAAAUAUAAUCUCUGCAAUUCCAUACUCUACUGCAACAGGGCUGUUUGCUGGUCUAAACUUGGUCUGUGGCAGGAAUCUGUGGAGGACUGCAAUCAAGCCCUCAAGAUCCAACCAAAUUACACAAAAGCUCUUCUUAGGAGGGCUGUAUCAAAUGCGAAGCUCGAAGAAUGGGCAGCAGCUGUCAGAGACUAUGAGAUCUUAAGGAGAGAGCUCCCGGGUGACAGCGAAGUUGCUGAGUCUCUAUCUCGGGCACAGGAUGCUCUUAUGAAAUUACGGCGGGGUGAUGCUUAUGUCAAACCAGGUGACUCCAGUGAAUUUUCUGGUUCUGACCACUUCAAGGGUGUGAUGCAUUCACCUGGUGGAUCCAGUUCAGACGCCAGCAGAAGCCACAAGAAAUAUCCGGAGCUGUAACAUAUACUAGUCGGUGACAGACUGAAGAAGAUGAUCUGCCCUAGCCGCCAAAUUACUAUUAUUAGGCUCAAUGGUGCUUCAAAGCAUCCAUGCUAUAUAUUCUUACCUCAAUUUUGGAAGGAGAUAGCAGAUUGAGUAGCUACAUAUCACAUUAUAGUAAUUUCAUUCUUUAAUAGGAAAACCUCAUAUAAAUAAAUUCAUCAGUUAACAUAUUUUAAAUUGUAUUACAUAAAUUUUCUUCGCUUAUAUCACAAUAUAUUGUUUAUUUCA